Drosophila erecta is the source of this 821-nucleotide messenger RNA. RefSeq lists its product as uncharacterized. NCBI's taxonomy places the organism in Eukaryota, Metazoa, Arthropoda, Insecta, Diptera, Drosophilidae. Bases 78 to 770 code for a protein of 230 amino acids. The transcript has a single exon. The record is from RefSeq and is a predicted model, not a curated record.
UAGUACUUAGUUUCGGAACUUGGUCAGUCAAAAUACGUGUACGUGUGCUUUGGGGGGAAAAGGCAGAAGGUAGAUCAAUGGAUGACUCAGUCCAAGAGGAGUAUGCUCGUUCCAAUCGCCAGCGCCAAUUGGCCAAACGGCGACUUCUUUUCUGGGCAGGACGUCUGCAGAUGAUGCCUCACGAGGUGGAAGGGAUGUCAGACGAGGAGCUCAACCUUAGGCUGGAAAACAUAAAGAGCAAGGAAGCAGCGUUUGAGCAGCGAAAGAUUGACUUUCAGCGCUGGGAAGACCUCAACCAGUUAAGAUACCUCAUGUACGAGGAGCAGAGAAAGUACAACAAGCGCUAUGGACCCGGUGGCGCCUCCAUCUGGCGCAUCCUGGCAAUGGCCCAGCACGAUCUGGAGGAGAAGCUCCAAAUAGAUCACCUGCGAGGGAGUUGCCAGCGCUUUCCCUCACCCAUGUCCUUAAUGGAGGAGCAACGACAUGGUGGCGGGAGGCAGAGAUUGCUGGAACCAGUGAGAUCUAACCUAUGUGGCUAUAAUUCUGAUGAUUUGGAACUGAAAGAAGACUCUUGUCUCUGUACGCCCAACCCAGAAAGAUAUAAACAAAGCCACAAGGAACCCCUUAAAAAUCGCGUAUUACCCCUUUUCAGCGAAUAUUGCAAUUCUCAUGCGAGUGAAGACUCCUUUAAAUGUAAUGGGGAACCAUCAAACCUGGGCUUUUGUCCUCUGUGCAACAAGAGACACCUGCGCUUGCCACCUCCUUUCUGAUCGGGGAAAUAAAUCAAAAGACUAGGCCUGUAAUAAACCCAGUCCUGACCA